Molecule: messenger RNA, 1349 nt
Organism: Mycetomoellerius zeteki
Lineage: Eukaryota; Metazoa; Arthropoda; Insecta; Hymenoptera; Formicidae
Gene: Bcat
Product: Branched chain amino acid transaminase
Exons: 8
Coding region: 31-1254 (407 amino acids)
Biological process (GO): L-valine biosynthetic process; L-leucine biosynthetic process
Cellular component (GO): mitochondrion
Molecular function (GO): branched-chain-amino-acid:2-oxoglutarate transaminase activity
Source: RefSeq, a predicted model, not a curated record
UUCUGCAUAUUCAUCAAGUGGAUAUUCAAUAUGGUUUAUCUACGACGCAAGAUUUUAUUUUUCGGAAAUGUGAUUAAUCAGCUACAACAGAGUGUUAGAUGGAGCUCUUCUUUGAGAACUAAAGACAAGAAUUCUGUACCGCAACGUUUCUUUAAGUAUGCAGAUUUAUCUGUCCGCCUCGCUGGACCAAAUCAGUUAAAUCCUAAACCUGAUGUUAAUAAGCUUUCAUUUGGAAAAUAUUUCACUGAUCACAUGCUCAAAAUACAUUAUUACGAAGGCAUGAAUGGUUGGCAAGCACCAGAAAUUAUGCCUUUCGAAAAUAUAGUUCUUCAUCCAGCUGCGAAAGUACUUCAUUAUGCUAUGGAGUUGUUCGAAGGUAUGAAAGCUUACAGAGGUGUUGAUGGCAAAAUAAGGUUGUUUCGACCAGAGUUAAAUAUGGAAAGAAUGAAUAAUUCAGCAGUAAGAGCUGGUCUACCACCUUUCAGAGGGGAAGAAUUAAUUAAGUGCAUUUGCAGAUUAAUUAGUAUAGACCAAGAAUGGAUUCCACAUUCUACCGCCUCUAGUCUUUACAUUCGUCCUACGCUUAUAGGCAUCGACCCUACACUUGGAGUCGCAACUUCGGAUUCAGCUUUAUUGUAUGUAAUCCUAUCUCCCGUCGGAUCUUACUUUAAAGCUACAGAUCGGCAAGUCGGGGUUUCCCUGCUUGCAGAUCCUAGGUAUACGAGAGCAUGGCCUGGCGGUUGUGGUAAUGCUAAAUUAGGCAGCAAUUAUGGACCUACAAUUCAAGUUCAACAAGAAGCCACCGAAAAAGGUUUACAGCAAGUAUUAUGGCUGUACGGUGAAAACAAUGAACUUACAGAAAUUGGUACUAUGAACGUCUUUGUUGUUUAUAUAAAUAAUAACGGAGAAAGGGAACUACUUACACCACCUUUAAAUGGUUUGAUCUUACCCGGAGUUGUAAGAAAUUCGCUUUUAGCUAUAUCUAGGCAAUGGAAUCAGUAUAAAGUUACGGAAAGAUCUAUUACAAUGAAAGAGAUUAUACAAUUAAAUUCAGAUAAUAGGCUGUUGGAAAUAUUCGGAGUAGGUACAGCGUGCGUAGUCAGUCCUGUAUCUUAUAUUGACUUCCAAGGUCAAGAAUUGCACAUACCAACGAUAGAACAACCUGAAGCAAUUUAUCAGAUGCUCAAGAAACAUUUAUUGGAUAUACAGUAUGGUAUUAUACCUGAUCAUCCAUGGAGUUUAAUCGUUGAGUAAAAUAUGAAUGAUAGAAGAUUAUAUUAAUUAUUUUAAUCUACUUAGUAAAAUAUCUCAAAAUCUUUAAGUUUAAGGCAAAGACUGUGUUAAGUUUA